Messenger RNA from Ahaetulla prasina, 2923 nucleotides. RefSeq names its product flotillin 2 (gene FLOT2). Gene Ontology annotation, biological process: regulation of myoblast differentiation; protein localization to plasma membrane. Gene Ontology annotation, cellular component: plasma membrane. Lineage: Eukaryota; Metazoa; Chordata; Lepidosauria; Squamata; Colubridae. The record is from RefSeq and is a predicted model, not a curated record. Bases 109 to 1395 code for a protein of 428 amino acids. The transcript has 11 exons.
CGCCCCGCGCGCUUCCGGUGAGUGGGCGUGGCCUGGAGCCCCGCCUCCGCGCUUGCCUGAGGCGGCUGUGGCGGCGGCCGAGCCGAGUUGAGGCGAGCGGAUCCCGCCAUGGGGAACUGCCACACGGUGGGGCCCAACGAGGCGCUCGUCGUCUCAGGCGGCUGUUGCGGUUCCGAUGACAAGCAGUACAUCUACGGCGGCUGGGCCUGGGCCUGGUGGUGCAUUUCUGACACCCAGAGGAUUUCCCUAGAGAUAAUGACGUUACAGCCCAGGUGUGAGGACGUAGAGACGGCGGAGGGGGUAGCUUUAACUGUCACAGGUGUGGCCCAGGUGAAAAUAAUGACCGACAAGGAACUCCUGGCCGUUGCUUGCGAGCAGUUCUUGGGGAAGAAUGUCCAGGACAUCAAGAACGUGGUUCUGCAGACGUUGGAGGGGCACCUUCGGUCCAUCCUGGGCACUUUGACCGUGGAGCAGAUCUAUCAGGACCGAGACCAGUUUGCCAAGCUGGUGCGGGAGGUGGCAGCGCCAGACGUGGGCAGGAUGGGCAUCGAGAUCCUCAGCUUCACUAUCAAGGAUGUCUACGAUAAAGUCAGCUACCUGAGCUCGCUGGGAAAAACCCAGAUUGCCGUGGUCCAGCGAGACGCCGAUAUCGGCGUGGCCGAAGCCGAGCGAGACGCCGGCAUCCGGGAGGCCGAGUGCAAGAAGGAGAUGUUAGAUGUGAAGUUCAUGGCGGACACCAAAGUGGCCGACUCCAAGCGGGCCUUUGAAAUGAAGAAGGCCGCCUUCACUCAGGAGAUCAACAUGAAGUCGGCCGAGGCUCAGCUGGCCUACGAGCUGCAGGGCGCCAAGGAGCAGCAGAAGAUCCGCCAAGAGGAGAUCGAAAUCGAGGUGGUCCAGCGCCGGCGGCAGAUCGACGUGGAGGAGAAGGAGAUCGUGAGGAUGGACAAAGAGCUCAUCGCCACCGUCCGGCUGCCGGCCGAGGCCGAGGCCCACCGCAUGCAGGAGAUCGCCGAGGGGGAAAAGGUCAAGCAGGUGCUGAUCGCCCAGGCCGAAGGGGAGAAGAUCCGCAAGAUCGGCGAGGCCGAAGCCCUGGUGAUCGAGGCCAUUGGCAAGGCCGAGGCCGAGAAGAUGAAGCUCAAGGCGGAGGCCUACCAGCAGUAUGGGGAGGCAGCCAAGAUGGCCUUGGUGCUGGACGCCCUGCCUCACAUCGCAGCCAAGGUCUCGGCUCCCCUGUCCAAGGUGGACGAGAUCGUCAUCCUCAGCGGAGACAACAACAAGGUGACGUCGGAGGUGAACCGGCUCCUGGCUGAGAUCCCGGCGUCUGUGCAUGCCCUCACCGGAGUCGAUCUCACCAAGAUUCCCCUGAUCCAGAAGGCCACCGGAGUGCAAGCCUGAGUCUCCACCGAUUGGGGAAGACCACCCCUCCCAUGAUGCACUUCCCACCCGCUGCGGUCUCGUGGUUCAGCAGGGGAUGGGGGGGAGCCCCUCUCAGUGGGUGCCUUAAUCGUGGGAGGAACACGGCUGCCCCCCAGUCCCCCCAACCGCCCUUGCAUCUCUAAGAGAAGGGUCUCCGAGUCGUUUCUCUGCUCUGUGUCGUGCUAGCCAACACCUCCCGUCCCCCUCCCCCCUCUCCCCCUCCCCUCCCACUUCGUGCCUUGACUGCCUGCACCCGCCACCCCCCUCCCCACACAGACUGUUGCUUGCCCCCUAUGGGCCUGACCUCCCCGCCCUUCAAGUACACACCUGGAGGUCUCUGACCUCCCCCAUCCUCUCCAUCCCUCCAGUGGAUGGGCUGCCUUGCAGCCCCCAAGCGCAGGGUCUGCCCAGGUGCCCGGAAGAGGAGGGGGGGGAUUUGACAGACGGCUUUGACUGGGAGUCGUCCCCCUUCCCACAGCCUCCCUCCAUUCAGUAGUUUGUCUCCAGAUUGUUCCUGGUCUUUAGCCGGUCUGCUGCCUCCUCCUUGGGCGGGGAGUGGGGGGUCCGACCUCCCAGAGCCCACCCCUCACCAGCCGUCCGCAGCUUUGCCUGUGUCCAGUGGAACCGCCUCCCCUUUGGCCCACCUGGCCCACCCGCGAAAGUGCCUGACCGGUCCGUCUGGAUCCCAGACGUUGCAUGCUGCCACCCCCCCCUCCGUGCCUCGGAAGCCCUGGAAGGGCAGGCUGGGGGGCCUGAAGACCCCCUCCGGGCUCUGCCCUGCUCCUCCGGCCCAUCCCCCUUCCUCACCAGCACGAGUUUUCAUCCGGGCAGCUUCCAAGGGCCGGCUUCGAGCCCCCAAUGACCUCCCCCAAACAGCAGGCCCCUUCCUCGCACCCUGUUUUGGGGGGCUCUCUCCUUGACGCCCCCCUGAGAAAGGCCGGGGCUCCAUGCUGAGACCAGAGGGGAAACUGGCCCUGGUGUUGCCUAACUCUGAGGGCUCAAAUUGUCUGGCUGGCUUGACACCUCUCCCCACCCCCCUUACAGUCCACGAAAGGUGUUUUCGGUCUGCGGAGGAGGGGAUCCAUCCUGUUACUGAUUUGGGGGCAGCUCUGCCCUCCCAUUUGCUGUGAAGGCAAGGAGGGAAAUGAGGCGCCCUGGAUUCUCAGGGUGGCACCUCCCGUGCUGUGAAUUGGGGUCCUUGCCAGGGUCUUGGGCUGGGGGGGGCGGGGGGGAUGCCACGAGGCUGGAGUCCCAUUUCUAAAGGUUAGCAUCCCUGCAGGGCUGCCUCCUCGGCCUCUGGAGGUCACCAAGUCCUUCCCAGCCCCGCUGCUCCUUCUGCAGCCCCCCUCGGCCAGCCCGCUGCCCCACAGAAGCUGCCUGUUCCCCCACUCCCUUCCCUGCUUGGGCGUGGCGCAUGGCUGCUGGCCUGGCCCAACGUGGCCAGGAAUUCUCAUUUAGCCAAAUGUGAAGUUAUAAUGGACAAUAAAGUUGUUGUGAUCUUGUUAAA